Pectinophora gossypiella (pink bollworm) is the source of this 527-nucleotide messenger RNA. RefSeq names its product protein yippee-like 5 (gene Yippee). Lineage: Eukaryota; Metazoa; Arthropoda; Insecta; Lepidoptera; Gelechiidae. The coding region runs from base 59 to 424 and encodes 121 amino acids. The record is from RefSeq and is a predicted model, not a curated record. The transcript is spliced from 3 exons.
AAAGGAACAAAAGGAAGGUGACUUGGAUUGCAUUGUUUUGAAAACAAAGAAGUGCAAAAUGGGUAAAAUAUUCCUUGAUCACAUUGGUGGCACCCGUUUAUUCUCAUGUGCAGCAUGUGAUGUAAAUCUCACUAAUCGUUCGGAAUUAAUAAGCACAAGAUUUACUGGUGCUACAGGUAGAGCCUUUCUGUUCCACAAAGUAGUAAACUUGGUGUAUUCGGAGGUGCAGGACCGCGUGAUGCUUACAGGCCGCCACAUGGUCCGCGACGUCUCCUGCAAGAACUGUGCCACUAAACUCGGAUGGGUGUAUGAAUUUGCUACAGAAGAAAAUCAGCGGUAUAAAGAAGGCCGUGUCAUCUUGGAAAGAGCAUUAGUGACAGAGAGUGAUGGUAUAGAAGAAAUCCAAGUAAAUAAUGAUGAUUAAAUUGUAACCAGAAUUCAGACAUUAAAUUAUAUUAUAUAAUCUAUUUCAUAGAUAAUAAAGCUCUUAUCUUGUCUAAUGCUAAAUAAAUGAUAAUAUAACAUAA